AUGCGAGCCGCUCUCACGGAUGCUGCAGAUGGUGUGCUCCGGCCUGGCGCUUUGCCAUCGACGUCUGCCGUUGGGAAGGAUGGCAACAAAGCUCUCCUGGAUGCGCUUGGAAAGGCUGUGGCUAUCGCAAAGCCUAAAAGGUCAAAAGAACGUGAUGGUCUAGUAGAUCCAGUGAAGCCUCAGACCACCGAAGAAAAGCUGAGCAGUUACAUGCAAGACUUGCUUGCCCAUGCUGCUACUGCUAGAACGCAGUCCAUCAAGCUUUCCACAGUGGGGUAUGCCACGGAGCUGUCAGCCCAAUUGUUGGACCAUGCCAAAAAGCUAGAGGUUACGUUCAAGACAGGUCAGGACGCUUUGAAGAUCAAAGACGAGAAGGAAAUGACCGCUCUCAUCAAGAAGGUCGAUAAGCUCAUUGCUUUUGGUGAUCAAGCGAAGGCUGCUGCUGCUGCUUUCCUGCGACCGUCGAGCAAGGGGCGUGCCAAAGCGAAAGCGAAAGCGAAUACAAAGACGACGAAGACGGAGAAGUCGAGCAAAGCGCUGCAGCCUCGGUUUCGAGGACAGUCGGUGAAGUACAUGAGGGCCUGUCACAGAAAGAGACUGCUGUUAGAGCCUUCAGCUCCCUUGGCUGCGAUGGCUUGCACCCGGGAAAUUGCGAGAGGGAUCUCCAUAGAUGGCUAUGUUCACAUCCUCCUUCCCCACGAACUCCUGCACUGCCUGGCCAAAGUGCAGUGCAACUCGGUUUUCGAUGCCAUUAUUUUGGGCCAUUUGAACGCAGUGUCUCGAAGGAAGUUUUGGGAACAUGUAAAAGAAGUGGAUGCGUGGCGCUUGCAUCCAAUCUUUGAUGACCGCCAGCUGGACAUGUCCACAGUUAUCCCAUUGUGUGUGCAUGGCGACGGAGCUGAAAUGAAACGCGAUGAUGAGAGCUUCGUGUGGAGUUUCUCGAGCUUUUGGGGUUCUGAGGGACAAGUGAAAGAUGUUCUCAUGUACAAGUAUCCCUUUGCGAUUAUCUUGGAACGGCACAUGAAAGCUCCAAAUGUACGCAGCGCGGUGGAAAAGGUCAUCGCUGAGGUGUUCGGUUGGAGCAUGAAAUGCUGUUCCAGCGGCAUUGCUUACAUGGCCUUAGAGCUAGUUCCCUCGCCGUGGACUGCCGUUCCAGGAUUUCGCUUGGAAACCAUUGCAUGGGACUUGCUCCACAAUGUCUUCCUCGGCACAGGGAGGGACCUAGUGGCUAGUGCAAUUCGAGUUUUGAUCAGGGAGGGCAUCUAUGACCAUGUUGGAUCUUCUGAGCUGGAUGUUAUCCUCAGCGCAGUUCACGAGGAAAUCCGCACGACAUGCAAGCAGAACGGGUUCCUUUACCAAGAGUGUUUUCCCUUGGUUUGA
Durusdinium trenchii is the source of this 1380-nucleotide messenger RNA. Lineage: Eukaryota; Dinophyceae; Suessiales; Symbiodiniaceae. The record is from the annotation of a GenBank genome assembly.